GUAUUUUAUAAAUAAAUUAAAAACUACCAUUAUGGCUUUUUGUAAGCAAAGUAACCGAUGCUACAACAUCGAAAAAGCAUUUAUUCUACACAGGGAAUAAAUUAGUUUAAAUGUAGAAUAUCAUUUACGUGAGUUGAUCUAGUUAAAGAUGCAUAUUUGAAAAGAUUGUGCAAAGGUUCGAUUAGAUAAUUUUUAUAUAAACUCGGAAGUUUGAAUCUGAAAACUGCAAUUUCAUACUGUAAUUAGGAACAAUGCGGAUCAUUUUAAUUACACAUUUGUUAUUUUACGCAUUCUAUAACGUACGUUGUGGAUACGAAGAUUACUCUCUGUCAUAUUUAGAUUUAAUGGAACACGAAGGUGUUCAAAAAGUUUCCAUGAGUUGCCAACAUGCUCUAAAGGUGUUAUCCGAAAGACUAACAAAUCAUAACUUCAACGAUGACGAUCUAUGGGCUUUGAAAAUGAUGGAUUCUACCUCUAAAUUGCCAACUGGUCUACUCAUCCAUAAUUAUUACGAUUACGGAAAUUUCGAUGAGUGCAUCGAAAUAGAUUCCAAAAGAGACAAUAUUAUGGGAAAAUAUUGUCUGGCCAAUAUGUUCGUCAACAAAUCCACCAUCGAAGAUCCAUCAGAAUAUUUAAAAAAUCACGUUUACUUGAAGAAUCUUCUAUUGAAGAUGUACGAAGAUAACAGUCAUUUGAGGUGGGCUUUUUGCUUACCCAGUAACUGUUCCAAUGAAGAUGCCUUGAAGGUGAUUAACGUCACCGAUAAAUUGGGUUUCAGUGUCGCUUCUGUCAGUUGUCAAACCGCCAAAGAAGCUUUUCCGCCAUUAGAUAGAGAUGGAAUUAUAGGAAUCACAGUUUUUGGUAUAAUUUUUGUUUUGGUAGCAAUUUCCACGGCAAUAGAUUUGUAUUACUUGUACAAACCGCAAGGUUAUGAAAGUUCGAAAAAAACAAAAAAACGUGACAUAAUGAAAGAACCGCUAGUAGAACCAAUGGAUGAUUCAUCUGAACAUCGAAACGUCGAUUUAAACACUGAAAUUUUGAAACAACCCCAUAAAUAUAAUAAUAAUUUAACCGAAAAUCAAAAUGGCGAAGUGGCAACGAAAAUUAUAAAACGAUCUGAUAUCGCGCAGAUUCUUCUCAGUUUUUCUAUCUAUUCAAACAGCAAACGUUUGUUUACUGUACAAAAUCGUCCUUCGGGUUUAUCUUGCUUAGAUGGACUUAGAGUUUUGAGCACUUUAUGGAUAAUAUCUCUACAUUUACUCAUGCUGUACGUUUGGCAACCGAAUUUGAAUCCCUACGACGUGGUUAGCUAUAUUCGUCAAGUCAACAGCACGAUUUUUAUCGGCGGUUCAUUAGGCUGCGAUACAUUUUUAUUAGUAGGAGGAACUCUGGUGGCAUAUUUAUAUUUUAAAAAGGAUGAAAAAAACUUAUCCUCUGUUAAAGGAAUUCUCAAACACUACCUCCAUCGGUAUAUACGUUUAACGCCAGCUCUAUUAGGCGUAAUCCUAUUCACCAUAACAACAUUUAAAUACAUUGAUUCAGGACCGAAUUGGGUAGAUGGUACUACGGAGAUGAGGGAGUCGUGUAAACAAUAUUGGUGGUCGGCUUUGUUGUACAUCCAAAAUCAAUUGAACGUCGAUUCAAUGUGCAUCCGUCAUUCUUGGUACAUAAACGUCGAUAUGCAACUGUAUUUACUGUCGCCCAUUAUUUUGGGGAUAUUGAAGAAAAAUGCGAAAAUGGGCAUUUUCGCUAUAACAAUAGCAGCUUCACUUUCGAUGUGGGUUUAUUAUAGAAGGGAAAUGGAUAACGAGAUGAGCGGAGCGCAUUCUAAGGAUCCUUUGGCUAUGUUCGAUACAGAUUACUAUAAAACCGAAACGAGGGCAGCUCCUUGGUUGAUGGGUACAAUUUUAGGUUACUUUUUAACCAAAAAAGAAUACGCAAAUUAUAAAAUAUCGAAGAAAUAUCUAAUACCUCUUUGGGUCUCGAGUUUGACUCUAAUAGUUCUCGUUGUGAUCGCUAGUCAACCGACGUUACGAAAUAACGACAGUUACUUAUACGAAAGUGCUUUAUACGCGGCCAUCUCUAGACCGUUAUUUGCCCUGGGUGUUGUUUGGGUGAUAUGGGCGUGCGCGACAAACAACGGAGGUCUGAUAAAUAAUUUUCUGUCGCUGCCUGUUUUUAAUUUACUCAAUAAAUUUAUAUACAGCGUGUACCUGUUACAUUUGAUGGUUCUGAAUCACGUUCUGUUCGCUAUGAGGACGCCGAAAUAUUUUAGCACCUUCGAAUUGGCUUAUUCAUAUUGUGGUUUGGUGUUACUAACCUUUGCGGUAUCAAUAUUUUGGGUACUGAUAUUCGAAAUUCCGAUGAUGGCGUUGGAAAAAAUUAUUCUACCAUAAAAUUAGAUCAUUAUCUGG
Messenger RNA from Diorhabda sublineata, 2414 nucleotides. Its product is annotated as nose resistant to fluoxetine protein 6-like. The transcript has 14 exons. The record is from RefSeq and is a predicted model, not a curated record. NCBI's taxonomy places the organism in Eukaryota, Metazoa, Arthropoda, Insecta, Coleoptera, Chrysomelidae. Gene Ontology annotation, molecular function: acyltransferase activity, transferring groups other than amino-acyl groups. The coding region runs from base 252 to 2396 and encodes 714 amino acids.